AUGCAGGAUAUAAAACUGGUGGAAAAUCGAAUAGAACGGUGUCUCCAGCUUUACAUGAACAAGAAAGAAGUUGUGAACACUCUCAUCAAGCAGGACAGCAUAGAUCCUCGUUUUACUGAUAUAGUUUGGCGGAGGCUUGAAGAACAAAAUCCAGAAUUUUUCAGCGCUUACUACCUUAAGUUGUUGGUGAAGGAACAAAUCAAUGAAUUCAACAGGUUGCUCUCGGAACAGGUGGAGCUGAUGUGUCGAACGGGAUCAAUUGGGUUGGCCUCCGUACCCACAUCUAAUGGAUCUCAUGUUUCACCAAAGGAUAUGCAGCUGCCAAAUGCAUUCAAUAAUUGUGGAUCAUCCAUCCAGUCUUGCGUGCAAGAAACUCUUGAUAUAUCUGCUCAUAGCAGAAAGACAGGUGUUUUGCCAAACUUGUUCUUGGGUCAGCAUUCAAAUGUGGAAUUGGCACAGGCAAUGAAUGGGAAGAUAGUCAAAACAGAAGCUGGUUAUGCUGCAUCGAGCCGAGUGCACAGCCCCUAA
Messenger RNA from Fraxinus pennsylvanica, 528 nucleotides. NCBI's taxonomy places the organism in Eukaryota, Viridiplantae, Streptophyta, Magnoliopsida, Lamiales, Oleaceae. The record is from the annotation of a GenBank genome assembly.